Caenorhabditis bovis is the source of this 3312-nucleotide messenger RNA. The record is from the annotation of a GenBank genome assembly. Lineage: Eukaryota; Metazoa; Nematoda; Chromadorea; Rhabditida; Rhabditidae.
AUGGGCGACUCGUCGAGUCCGUCGCCUUUGCGUUCGCCGGAGGAUGAAGAGCUGCUCGCAAAAUCGUCGAGAAUCCGAUUAUGGGUUAGCAAAAGAAUGAAGGAGCUUGAGGAACAAAACGAGCGCCUUCGCGCCCAAAACCUGCGGUGUACCACUCAGCUGCAAAUGCUGCGCAGUUUCACGGAGAAAUCGCGGCAGAUACGCGCCGACAUGGAAAUGAGUCGGAGUAUAACCGGCACACUGCCGGUGCUUCGCGAUGAGAACCGAACGUCGGACGACAGCGGGCUGACGUCAGACGACGCGGAUCGCCGACAGAUGAGCGCAAGCAUAUCCGAAUGUACGCCGCGAGUGCAGCGGAAAGGCGCCGCGAGGGCAUGCGCCGCCAAAAAUGGAAGCCACGGAUCAUCAACAUCGGAGUCUUCACCGUGCGAAGAAGACGGCAAGCCGAUGCCGCUGCCUCGAAGAAUCCCACCAUCGAUGGAACGUGACAGUCUCAAUUCUUAUGUUGAUGAUUAUGAAUUUGACGUGGAAGAAUCGUCAUUUGAAGAAGUCGUCAGGAAGGGAAGUAAGAGUUACGCGGACUAUGUCAAUCUUCAAGAAUGCGUCGCCAUCAAAGAUGAUCAUGUGCAAUACAGCGAGAUCGUUAAGCAGAGGUCGGUCGAGAGGGAGCAGCCUCCGAUUCCGCCUUCGCAUCAAUCCAGAAAUUGGGAGACCCGCUUGAUUCAUGCUGCUGAAAAAUGCCUAUCAAUGGCAGAAGGAGCGGAUUCUGAGGGAACGUCGAAUGGGCCUUCAGCAUCGCCGUACCAUGUCUCGAAUGUCUCCCAAGUGUCAUCGUCGCAUCGCACAGAAUCGCCGGGAUCGCGAAAAUCGAAAAUGUCGCGGCAUUCGUCACCGCGGACGCCGAUGUCGCAUCAUUCGACUGACGAGGGAUCCGCAUAUGCUGUUCGAGAUUUGUGUAUUCCGCAAGGAAGCGAUUAUUAUAUUCCACCGGAUGCUACUAGUCGGUAUUCUGGAGGUUCGCCCAAUCCUCGAACAUCAUUGAUCCCAUCGAGAGAAACGAUGGAAAAAGCUGGAUAUUGGACACAUCUCACUGAUAGUCGAAUCAAAUCAUUGAAGCGCAGAUUUGUGAUCCUCAAAAAUGGUUAUUUGAGUUUCUACAAGAAUUGCAAAAACGGUAAUCGCGAUGAGGAGCCAACAAUGCGAAUCAAUUUGAACGAAAUUCGUUCUGUUGUCAAAAUUGAGCAACAAGGGGCUGCAUAUGCUUUUCAGCUUAUCACGUCGACUGAUAAGAUGAGCUUUAUGACGGAAAGUGAGAAGACGACGCAUGAAUGGGUUACCAUCAUAUCGGCAGCCAUAAAAGCUUCAACCUUGCGUGAUAUGGCGAGCAGGGCGACUCCAAUAGAUUCUUCUAUUAGCGGAUGGCUGACUCGGGUUCGAUGUGGUCAUUCGAAGAAAAUUUUUGCGGCUCUGGUUAAUCAAAAAUUGAUGUUCUUCAAAAAUGCGAAUGAUUUGGUUCCCAAUGGAUUUUUGUGCCUUCAGGGAGCGACUAUUAGAGAAAAACACGACGGAAUGGAAGACUAUUCAGGGAGUAGUGAUGAGCAACUUGAGACAACUCAGGAGCAUCCGAAUUCUCGCAAAAACAAUGAUAGCCUCUGCAUUCAGAUUGCCAAUGAGGAUCCAGUUUACCUGAUCCUGCGAGGAUCCGAGGAGAAGGAGAAAUGGUUGUAUUUUCUGAAAUCCGCCAGUGGCGAUGCUGCCCUUUGCGGCACUUCGUUUGAAAUUCUCAUUCAGCGAAUGAUGGCGGAGAACAUUGAGAAUGAUUCGACAAUGUGGAAGGAUCUUCUUCUCACUUCGGUCGAGGACAUUCCGAAGGAUACACUCACGACGGUCGAGCCCGGAGAGAAGAAGAAGACGCUCGAGAUCUCCAAGGCGUGCCAUUUGUUCGUCUCUGUUCUCAUGCGGCCACAGGCGACGCAAUAUCAUGUGGACCUCGCGCAAAACAUAAUUUCGACGGCGGUUCAGCAUGAAUUCAUUAAGAACGAGGUGUAUUCGCAACUCAUCCGACUCACCAGCGGUACGAUGCCUUAUGGACUACAAGGAUGGAAGUUGCUCGCACUUGCGAUUCCGAUAUUCCUGCCGAAACAGUAUGCGCUUCUUUGGCUUCUCAAACGGCAUAUUCGACGAUGGGCUGACAGUCCGGCGGAUUCCGAUGAAGCUCGAAUGGCGGUGUUCUGCGAAAGUGCACUCGACCGAUGUCUGAGGGUUGGCGGCAGACUCGAGGGUCCGAGUCGGCUUGAAGUGACGUCGAUAUUGACGCGAGACGUCACCAAAACGAAAUUCCCGCACUCGAUAUCGGUAAGAUUGCCGAAUUCGGAGUACCAGAUUGUUGAAUUUGAUGGAUCCACUGAAAUUGGGCAAUGUUUGUCGUCGUUGUGCCUCAAACUCGGUAUGCGACCCGCACUUCUCUCGGGCUAUGCCUUGUAUAUGGAUGAUCCUGUAACCCGCACUUAUCAAUUGUUGAAAGGCAAACAGAAGUUAUGCGACGCUUUGUCAAUUUGGGAGACGCGCUCGCGUGAUUCUCAUCGCGGUCGAGUUUCUGCUGAUUGCACGGCGGCCUUGUCACUUCGAAUGCGACAUUAUUGGAGUCAUCUGACGUCCACUGAGACGCCGAUUGAACGCCAAUUUCUUGUUUGGAGGUCGGCGGAAGAGAUCGUGCUCGGCCGAAUUCCGCUGAGCAAUCAACUGUGCGAUAGUCUCGCUGCCCUUUAUGCUCAAUUGGCUUUUGGUGAUUCUCCCACUCAAUAUUUGAGCGAUCAACAAUUCGAGUUCAUCUCGCAGCGAUGCUACCCCCAGAAGAUGUUGGAUGUGGCGUGUAUAAAAAGCCUUCGGGCUCAAAUUCAUACAAAUUGGAGUGAAUUGCAAGGAAUGACAGAACAGGAAGCGAUUCGACUUAUUAUCCAGGUUCUUACCAAAUGGCCUCUAUUUGGUGCCGAUUUGCAUGAAGCCGCUAUGCGGACGAGCAAUGAACGAAAAGUUUACCUGGCACUUACUGACAACACGAUUACUAUUAUUGAUCGGAGGCAUUUUGAUGUGAUCCGCACGAUUCCCUACAGUACCCUGUCGACGUUUGGCCAAUUCCAAACCGAUUUUAUGCUCACCAUCAUGCGACCUCUUAACCAUGGUUCGCACCCUGAUGAGGCACCAAAGGAGAGACUCACAUUCUCAAUGUCGAAAAAUGAAAUCGAGCAGGUGACCCUCCAUCUUGCCGAAUAUAUUCGAUGCCAGAAGCUUGUCUGGAAAGUGUCGAAAUAA